GGAUCAAACUUCGUAUUUAGAAAUUCCCGAAGAUGAGUCAUUAUUUUUACCAGCAGAAAGGCCUAUUCAUCCCAAACCUAUAGUAAAUAUGCCAAUUCUUAGGAAAAAAUCAACUAGAAUGAAAACAACUGAUUUAAUCGAUCUUGAAGAAGGAAAGAGUACUAAAGAUCCAGAUGUAGAAAUGGAAGAAGUUCAUGAAGAUCAUGAAAGUCAAGAAUUACAAGACCCGAUUACUCAAAAUCAAGACCAAGAUCAAGACGAAUCCGCCAAACUACUUGAGAAAAUAAUAUUAUAUGAUGAAGGACCUGUUGCAGGGGAAGUAGAAGACGACCAAAGAAAGCAGUUGUUGGAGUUACUUAGAGAAAAUCCUGAUCUUUGUGUUCAAGAUAUCUCUGAGUUGGGCCGGACUGAUAUAAUUCGGUAUUGUAUUCCUACCCAAGACAUAUAG
Molecule: messenger RNA, 448 nt
Organism: Racocetra persica
Lineage: Eukaryota; Fungi; Glomeromycota; Glomeromycetes; Diversisporales; Gigasporaceae
Source: the annotation of a GenBank genome assembly